Molecule: messenger RNA, 7199 nt
Organism: Xiphias gladius (swordfish)
Lineage: Eukaryota; Metazoa; Chordata; Actinopteri; Istiophoriformes; Xiphiidae
Product: glutathione synthetase-like
Exons: 13
Coding region: 1648-3078 (476 amino acids)
Biological process (GO): glutathione biosynthetic process
Cellular component (GO): cytosol
Molecular function (GO): ATP binding; glutathione synthase activity; glutathione binding
Source: RefSeq, a predicted model, not a curated record
AUUUACUGCAGUGCUGUUGUUGCCUUAUAUUGUGGCAACACAGUGCAAUGUGAUGUUAAGUUUUUUUGAAUAUUUGUGAUUGGAAAACUGGAUCUUAUCAGGCUCAGUAAUAGUUUACAUGUAUUAUAUGGUUUAUAGUUGCUUCAGUUUGACUGUCGACCUUUUCAGGAGGCGUCUGCCCUGCAUCUAUGAAAUUUGUAAAACUCUGACGAAAGUCAAUCAUCAUGAUUGCAAAAACUUGAAGAGUAAAGCCCAGGUUAACAGGAAUACUCGAAGCUGCUAGUGUUUAAAAUAGUAGAAAAGAAAAAAACGGAGUGUCCUUAAACAGCUGGUUUUUGCUGUCUACCAUCAACGGGUGGGUUUUAUUUUACUAUUAUCACUUGAACUAUGUUGAGUACUGUGUGUGAACAGGCAUGAAGACUGAAAGCAUGGGCGAACCAGUUAGCCUGGCUCUGUCCAAGGGUGGAAAAAAGUCCCCCAACCAGUGCCUCUAAACCUCGCUAAUUAACACGUCAGUGCUAGAAGUAUUCAGAUCUUUCACUUAAGCAUAAGUAUUAAUACCACACUGUUAAAAUACUCAUUACAUUACAAGUAAAAGCCUGAUUACUUCUCUUAUUAAAAAAGGCUCAUCACAAUUACAUAGAGCCCAAAGUGACACUUUCUAACUGAGUAACUAAUUCAAAUUUUGAUUAAUACAUUCAGUAUAAUCCAAGUUUAAAACAAAAUAAACACCAAAACAAGCAGGUAAACAGCUACAUACUCAUUUUGAGUCUGAACUAUAAACUGAUACCUGAUCAAACUUGAAACUUGGAAAUCAUCUGGGAUGGCAACUCCUAGGUUCAGGUUUUCCAGGUAACAUUUGUAUUGAUUAUAAGCAUCUUCAAAUGUAACUGUCUGAAAGACACUUGAUGUAUUUCCUAAGUUGAUUUCCUUAUUUGUAUCAUUCGUCAUUCUCUUCUUAGUUUUAUUCUCUUAGUGCACCGUCUCUACCAUCCAGCAGUAUUCGAGGCUUUGGUAACUAAAAUCCUGUUAAUGUUUUAAAUUGGGGUUUCGGUUGUGUUUUGUGAUGUGAGUCUAUCUGAUAGGAUCUGUUGCGUGUAAGGGUAACUCCCAUGAAGGAUGACGGACUGAGACUACAUUGCAGCUCCAUGGGUGUUUCCCCUUAAUUAACUAAAGCCUUAGAAAUGAGACUGGUUGGUUGUGGUUUGUGGCUGAGGCAGACGCUACUUACUAUGUUAGAGGAAGAGUUAGUUACACUUUGCAUGUAGUCGUGGUGCCUCUGAGGCUUACUGUCCUGCAGCAGCAUUUUCUCAGAAGUGCGCUUAUACUGAAAGAUAUUUUUGGCUAUACAGGGUAAGCAUAUGCGUUACUAUCAUGUAGUGAUUGUAAAUUAAGUGGUGAAAAUCUGGUGAAGAUGGGUAAUCACCUGGGAUGGCAACUCCCAGGUUCAGGUUUUCCAGGUAACAUUUGUAUUGAUUAUAAGCAUUUUCAAAUGUAACUGUCUGAGAGUCGAUGUAUUUCCUAAGUUGAUUUCCUCAUUUGUAUCAUUCGUCAUUCUGUUCUUAGUUUCAUUCUCGUGCACCGUCUCUACCAUCUAGCAGUAUUUGAAGUUUUAGUUGCUGUGUUUUAGACCUCAGGCCCCCAGUGAUGGCAACAAAAGUCAUUCUCCAGCACCUGAUCAAAAAUCCUGACAGACUUAACAGUUUAGUGAAUGAAGCCAAAGAGCUGGCUCUUCAACUUGGGAUUAUACAGCGGACACAUGAGAACCCCAAUUCAUCUGAGGUGGUGACCUAUGCCCCGUUCACACUCUUCCCCACACCUGUGCCCAAAGCUGCCCUCCUCCAGGCUCUGGCAGUGCAAACUCACUUCAACACACUGGUGAACAAAAUCAGCCAGGACCCCGACUUUCUGGAAGAGGCGCUUGCAGGUACUAUCCAGGCAGAUGAUUUCACAGCUAAGUUGAUUGGCAUAUACAGAGAAGUGCAGCAGGAGGGUCGGACACAGUCUAUUGUGGUGGGAUUGAUCCGGUCUGACUACAUGGUGGAUCAGAGGGCAGAUGGAUCAUCCUCCUUGAAGCAAAUAGAGAUCAACACUAUUGCUGCUGGUGGUUUUGGUGUGUCUGACCGUCUCCCUGCUGUGCACAGGCAUGUAAUGAAGUCAGUUGGUCUGUUGGAAGAGAGCAAGUGUAUCCAGGACACCAACAGGACACCUGGAAUGAGCGCCGCUCUCGCCAAGGCCUGGGAGCUCUAUGGCCAACAGAAGGCAGUAAUUCUAUUUCUGGUCGAGGAUGUCCAGAUUAGCAAACUCAGUCAUCGUUACAUUGAGAGAGAGCUGUGGAAGAGAAAUAUUCCCGUUAUCCGCAGAAGGUUUGAGGAGGUGUCCAGAAAGGGAUUUCUAGAUGGUGACAAAAGAUUGUUUAUAGAUGGGCUGGAGGUAGCUGUGGUUUACUACCGCUAUGGCUACAUGCCAGACAACUACACUGAACGGACCUGGGAUACUCGUCUUCUGAUGGAGCGCUCUCUGGCUGUGAAAUGUCCAGACAUCGCCACUCACCUGGCUGGAACCAAGAAGGUCCAGCAGGUGCUCGCAAGACCUGGAGUUCUGGAGAAAUUCUUCCCCGAUCAGCCUCAGGUAGUGGAGCAGAUCAGAGCAACGUUCGCUGGCCUCUACACUUUAGACAUGGGUCCAGAAGGUGACCGGACAGUGGCCAUGGCUUUGGCCAGCCCAGAUGAGUUCGUCCUGAAGCCUCAGAGAGAAGGAGGGGGGAACAAUUUUUUCGGAGAGGACAUUGUCCGAGUGCUACAAGAGGUGAAACGUGACAAAAGGAGAGCUGCUUACAUUCUGAUGGACAGGAUCCGACCAAGAACGGAGCAGAACAUCCUGCUGAGGAAAGGACUUCCACUCAAACUCGCCUCUGUUUGUUAUGAAAUAGGAGUUUGUGGAGCCUAUUUGAGGCACGGACAAGAAAUGGUCCUUAAUGAGGCUGUUGGUCACAUUUUAAGGACAAAGAGUGUCGAACACAAUGAUGCAGGGAUAAUUGGGGAGGUGACUGUGUUUGACAAUCCUCUUAACAUCUAAACAUUUCUUAUGGCAUCUGUAGUGGCCCUGAGAGAUCAAAGCUCAACAACUACUGAAACAUAUCCACACAGACACAACCUAGUCAAAUGCAAAAAUAUCUUCAUCAAUUUGAUAACAUAUGCACAGUAUUUAGAAAAACACUCUACCAAGUGAGAAAACAGAUUCUGUUACUGGUUCUCUCUUCUGUUUUUGCAGCAUGUUUUUGUAUUUGCUUGAGUUUUAUAUAUUUAGAAGUGUUUCUUGUAAAUUCCACACAUGUUGAUUCAGAGGUUUUCUUAAUUUUUCUGUGUUUUUAUCUAUUUGCAUGCAUUCUCUAAGUUGCAGUGGGUUGAGCUCUCAGGGCCAUCAUAGCAGGAUAUGCAGGAAGUGAAAAAUUAACAAAAUUAAAUGACUGGCUCUCCUAUCGCUCUAGGAGAUCAAGUAGUGAAAAGAAAGGAAACAUGCUUAUUUUCUGGAGCUAGCUUUAGCUCCUCUGUUGUUUUCAUUCAUAUAAGAAAUAUAGAAAAACCUUUAAUCCAAAUGCAGCAGCUUGCAUUUUUACAGGCUGACAAAACGCUAAUUAUACACACAGUAAGCGCACACUAGGAGAUCUGUAGAGUUCAUAACAGGCCAGCAAGGCAGCAGGGUUCGUGUCAGUUGUUGUGCAUCCUGCUUACUGUGCAUGGCAAUGGCAUAUACAGAUACUUUAAGAUUCAACAGUGCAAGGAGGAGACAUGGAGCCAUAGUUCCCCAUAUGCCUCACUAAUAACUCACUAAAUUAGUCAUAAUGCAAACCUUGAUUUUAACUUAAAUGUUCUGAACAUAUACAUACUUUAAAACUCUGACUUAAAAUGACAGCUGUCUGCUGGUGGCAAAAGUAUUCAGAUCCUUGGGAGAAGUACCACUACAACAAUAAAUAAAUACUUAAGAACGAUUUUGAUUUGAAGGACUUUCACUUUACUAAAAGUAAAAAAAAAAAAAAAAGUAAUAUCAGGAAAAUAUACUUAAAGUAAAAGUAUGAGUAAAAUGGACACUGACUGAUAUGAUGACUUAUCUUAGAAUAUUGUUAACACUGAUGCUGCAAUGUAUAAACAGCAUUUUACUGUUGCAGCUGGUUGAGGUGGAGCUAGUUUUAACAACUCUAUAUACUGUAAAGAAGUUUAAUCCAGUGGUUCCCAACAUAGGGGUCAGGUCCCUUUGAAGACUCAAAUGUGUAUUCAUUUUUCAGAAUCUUACACAUUAAGAUUAGACAAAAAUUUGAUCAUUUGACCCCUCUGGACCUCAAAGAGUUAUUUAAAUGAAACCAUCUGAGAAGUUUAGAGUGUAAAUCUUUAUAAGAACUGCUAACAGUUCACAGACAUCUAUGGUUACAAGUGGCUCCAAGUGGACACAGCUUUUCAAUGAGAGGUCAAAGGCCAAAAAGGACGGGAAUCACUGGUUUAAUCUUAACAAUUCAUUGUGUUUUAUAAGUUUGUCAUUUGUUUUUAAGUCAAGUUAAGUCAUGUUUGUUUAUUAAGUUUGUUUAAAACAACCAGAGUUGACCAAAUUUCAGUACAAUAACAUAGCAUAAAGAGAGAUAAAGUAGCAUAACAUGUAACUAGACAAAAAGAAACAACAAACAAAAGAGAUAACUUAGAGAUGGCAUUAACAAAAUUAACCCAAAGGCAUACCUAAACAAGGAACAGUUAAAAAUAUUAAAAAAAAAAAAGUGAAAAAAUAAGCCCUUAAAGACACUCAAAAGCCUGAAAAACAGGUGGGUCUUCAGUUUUGCCUUAAAAGUGUAUUUAGAGACAGAACACUGAAUUGUAAAUGGUUAACUAUUCCAAAGCUUUGGGGUGGCUACAGCUAAUGCAUGAUUGCACUUACCCCUUAGCCUAGACCAAGGGUCAGCCAGGUGAUGCUGGUCUCACGAUCUAAGAGAUCUGGAAAUGGAAUCGAAGCAGAGGAGCUCAAAUGUGCUUGGGUACUAGGAAAUUUAAAGCUUUACGAAUAAAUAAAAGAACCUUAAACUCAAUCCUAUGCAAGCACAGGUGAGAUACUCUGUCUCACCCUGGUUCCAGUUAGCAGUCUAGCAGCAGCAUUCUGCACCAGCUGCAAAUGAGACAAAGAUGACUGGCUAAUGCCCAAUUAAAGAGUAAUACCGUAAUCCAGCUGAGAGGAAAUUAAGGUGUUUGAGACAAUCUUCAGGUUAUUAAAAGAGAGGAAAAGUAUGAGUUCAGCGAUAUUUCUUAGCUGGAAAUGGCAACUUUUGACAACAGUGUUAACUUGUUUAUCAAAUUUUUAAGCUGGAUCAAAGAUAAAACCAAGAUUUUUGGUCUUGGCAUGUAGGUGAGGCGCCAGGGGCCCUAAGAAAUUUGAUAUACCCAUGAUGGAGUCGGACAGACCAAACAAGACCACUUCAAUCUUUAAUUUAAGACAGUUAAUUGCCAUCCAAUAUUUCACAUCCUGGAGUUAGUCAAGGAGAGACCUUACUCAGUUGUUAUUAUUAUUGCCAGAUUCCAAUAGGAGGUAUUGUAUUUUUGGAAGAUUUUUGGAAGGAAGCAUGUAUAAAGUGAAUAAAAUGGACCCCAGAACGGAGCCUUGGGGUAUUCCGCAGGUGAUUGGAGCAGAUGAGAAGAAGAGGUUUCCAGAUUUGACAGACAGAGAUUUGUCUUUUAGGCAGGAGGUGAACCACUGGAGAGCCCUACCCUGGAGACAACCUGACGCUCAAGACAGUUCAGGAGAAUAGAAUGGUCAACUGUAUCAAAGGUGGAGCUAAGGUCUACUAAAAUUAGUAGGGCACAUUUGCCAGAGUCACAAGACAGCAGUAGGUCACUGGAACCUUUAAGUAAAGCUGACUCUGUGCCGUGCCGUGUGCUGAAACUUGACCAAAAUUUGCCCAUAAUAUUGUUAUUUUCUAGGAAGGACACGAAUUGAGAAUAAACUAUUUUUUCCAUGACUUUGGAUAACAAUGGCAAUUUAGAAAUAGGCCGGAAGUAAUUUAGAUCUGUUGCAUCUAGAUUAGGCUUUUUGAUAAUGGGAUGAACCACAGCAUGCUUAAAGCAAGAGGGAACAGAGCAACUACAUAGACUACUAUUAAGAAUGAGUGACAUUGUAGGACCAACAGUGUCGAACACUUCCUUCAACGGACAUGUAUGAAAAAUGUCAAGGGGACAAAUAGUCGGCUAGGUGUGCGAGCCUACGUCUUUAAUAUGAACAAGGGACACUGGCUCAAACUCACUUAGGACAGCAGAGUGAAGAGUGGGGACUGAGAGGUCAUAGGCAGGAAGUGAAAUAGCAGAUUGGAGAGUAUCAGCUUUGUUCAUGAAAAAAUUUGAAAAGUCAUUGCAAGUGACAUUGGUUGGCUGAGGGCAGGCAGUGGCAGCAGGGUUAAGGAUAGUAUUUUUGUGAUUAACAGGAGAGUUUCUCAUGUCAGGCUUCAUGUCAUGAGAGAGCUGAAGCCUGUCUUUCUCCCAUUUUCUCCCUGCUUUCCCACAUAAGUGCCUGAGAAUGCGGGUGUCAUUGUUGACCCAGGGUUGAGUUUCAGUUUUAUGUUUUCUGAUCGUGAGUGGGGCAACACAGUCCAAGAUGGCUACACAAGGGGAUUACCUCCUCUGUGCACCGGGCAGAGAGAUGGGCCUCACUGUCGCAGCAUAGGGAAGAAGCUAUGUAAGCAUCAGUGGAAGUGCUAGAUGUAGAAGGGUUUAUUGUGCGCGAGUAGGAAGCAGGUAAUUAAGGUUUGGGAACAGUAUGAAACAUGGUGGCAAACCUGAUGCACAAAAGAUCUGAAAUCCCCAUCUGCUCCAUUGCCAGAGAGGGAAUUUUCAGACCAAGUGUGAAAACAAAAUCUAAUGUUUGGCCACAGUCAUGAGUUGGGCCAGAAACUAACUGUACAAAAUUAAAAGAGUUCAUAAUAUCAAGAAAUUCAGUGGCUUUGAUGUAAAAUAAUGUAAUAUUACUGUAAAAAAAAUCUAUUGGAGUAAAACUUACAAUAAAACUUACAAUAUUUCCCAUUUCAAUUUUCCCAUUGAAAUCUAGUGGGAUAGAAAUACAAAACAAAAUAAAAAUGGAAAUACUCAAAUGAUGUACAUGUAACUCAAAAUUAUACAAGUAUAGUACUUGAGUAAAUGUUCUUACUUUCCCACACUGUCUGUCUGAAUUGU